Morchella importuna is the source of this 477-nucleotide messenger RNA. RefSeq lists its product as uncharacterized. NCBI's taxonomy places the organism in Eukaryota, Fungi, Ascomycota, Pezizomycetes, Pezizales, Morchellaceae. The transcript has a single exon. The coding region runs from base 1 to 477 and encodes 158 amino acids. The record is from RefSeq and is a predicted model, not a curated record.
AUGCCUGCCGUCUUCUUCCCUCUUACCCAGCCACCUGCUAUCGCUGCUCCACCAGCUCCGGCUCCCUCAAGGGGUAAAAAGCCACAAUGGGGUUAUAACUCUGCAGGCACCGGGCCUCCACCCAAUACAGUUGCUCAAGUCGCUGAAAAGGAGGAGCCAAAGCCGUCCGGUCGCCCACCAGUUUUCUUCAUGAAAGCCCCUAACCCGAACGCGCCUCCUGCGCCGCCCCCAGCUCCCCCAGCUCCUGUGGUUGCGGCAUCGCAAAAUAUCUUCUUCGUGAAGGCUGCUGCCCCGCCAGCCCCACUAGUCACGAAGAUGCUCCCCUUUCAUGUUCCGCCACCGCCGCCAGGUACUGGUGCGCUCGAUGGCGCCGGCUGGGUUGCAUUCCAGUCGCCAAAUGGAGUUGUGAGUUACCGCCGCCCCAGGAAGAGAAAGACGAAAAGUUCGGGCUGUGAAUGUGGAUGUGUGGUUUGUUGA